UUUUUUUUUGUUGAUGAUUUGUUUUUUGUUUAAAGAGUUGUCCUGAACGAUGUAUUGCAUAUGCAUAUAUUAUUAUCUCCUGCUUUGUCAUUCUUCUCAUAGAUUUCUUUUUUUUUUAAGACCCAUGGGUAAAAGAAAGAAGACCUCUUCAAAUUCAGAAUCCCUUCCUCAAGCAAAGAACAAUAUAUUUCCAUGCGAGCAUAGUAUGGCUCCACUUCUCCGCCGUGAUUUGUUCCCUUGCAUCUUGGAAACAGAUGGGAUCUAUCUUUAUCAAGAUUCAACGAACGAUUAUAUAGUUCCUGAUGGGGAUCUCCCGUUGUGCUAUCGUUAUUCAAAAAAUGAUUUGGCUGUUGAAUAUCGUUCUCGUUCGGGUGUAAUACAAGGUUGGAAAGGGUGGAUUUCUUCUGUCGCUACACGUUUCUCAACUCCUUUAUCUUCAGCUAAGAUCUUAUCUCCUAUGCUUGCUUCUUCUGAUCUUGAGAUAUAUCGUGUAAAAUCAAGUUUAGAUCAAUUAGUGUCAUAUUGGAGUAAGGCAACCCACACUUUUAUUGUAAAUUGGGGAGAGUUUACUAUAACUUUGGAGGAUGUUUAUGCAUUACUUCUUUUGCCGAUUUGUGGUACAACUUCAUUGGUAUCUCCUUUAUCAAAUGAUGAACAAUCUCUGUUAUCAUCCUUAACCCUAGCCGUAGAGGAUUUAAAGAAAAGGUAUAUGAAAAAGAAACAGUACGACUUGCUUGAUUGGGUGAGAUAUUUUCACCAAGAAGAUAGUCAAGAUUUGGUAGAAUUAGCAUCUUGUAUUGCUUUAUGGUUGAGUAGAUAUAUUUUCCCCUCGAAAACUUCUAGAAGAACAGUUCAAAGCGCCAUGUUUCCGUUGGCCUGCAGACUCGCUUACGGGAAGCACUUUCCUCUAGGAGCUGCGUAUCUUGGAACUUUGUAUCAUAACCUCGAUUCCAUCAUUACUGAUGCCAAUUCUUAUAGUGAAAAUAAGGAGGUGAUAAGUUCAAUAGAUGCAUGUUUCCUCCAGAUGUUCAUUUGGGAGCGUUUUCCAAAACUUGCACCUAUCCGCAAGUCACUGCAACCUGGAGAACCUCGUCCUUGGGCAUGGGUAAGUUCGAAGUGUUGGAAAACCUUGUGUAAUGUUACAAAGGAUGUUUCGAAUUUUACAUUUCGCCCUUACCUUACCAAUAAUUGCACCUAUUUUACCCUCGAUAUGUACCCAGGAAGUAUAAUACCAUUGACAGAUGAGGUCCGUUCUUCUUUCACUACUUCUGCUGGUGAAGCAGGAUUUUGGUUUGUUGUCUGCCUUCCCCGAUCACUGUUAUGUCUUCGAGAUGAUCCGAAAUCUUUAUCUUGGUCAUUUGUUUCAUAUCGCCCUGAUCGUGUGGCUAGACAAUUUGGGUUUGAUCAACAUGUUCCUCAUGAUCGGAAGAUAGGGGAUUUAGAAAAAGCAAAACAGUCAUGUUUGUUGGGUUCCUUCCAACUCUCAAAGCAAUCUCACGACACAUUUCGACUACCCGAUAAAGACAGAGAAGGUGGAGUUUCUGUUAAAUUUGCUAACAUAUGGUUGCGACAUCAUUAUACUGGAUUAAUCAGUCAAGGUGAGACUUGUGACCGAGAGAAAGACGUGGGUCCAUCAUCAGGUAUCUCCUCGCUCGCUCAUCUUCUCUUAAUAAUGCUAAAUCUUUGAUAGUUUAUACGAGAUAAUAUGACUUUGUUGUUGGAAAUAGGGGUGUAUAUUCCUUUGCAAAAGUCACCUCCUUUAGCACCCUCUGAAGUCUGUUUAGUUGAUGAGGGUCAUACUCCGGUAGCUUUAGUAGGUAAACCUUCUGAUGCUUUGGGUGGUAAUUCCCACGGGAAUGAUGUAGCAGUUCGACCAAACUCUGAACCACGACCCUUCCAUUGUUCAGGAACUAAUGGUGACAGUGAUGCUACCACGAACUUGGUCAUUACAAGAUACCCACUUGUCCCUUCUUCUAGUAGCAGCAUAUUUCAAAGUACUAUCACACAUGGAUUAGCUCCCACAACUGCACCUUUAAAGGUAUGGAAGUCUUUUCGGUAUAUAUAUUUCAUGUAUAUGUGUAGUAUAAUAUAAAUACUUACAUAUGUAUAUAUCUUGCGCAGGCAGCCGGGUUUGCAGGUUUCUCUAGAACUCUUAAUCCGUUUUCUUUAUCUCAGACGCAUGCCACAUACACUGAUCGAAGCACUCCUGAACUGUGCUUGCCAGCUCCUCCAAGCAGUCUUUUAGCUGCCGGCUCUAUGCAUGUAAGUUUGGAGCGUAGUGAAGACUUAACAACAUUAGUAGGAAGAGAUUCAAUUCAUUUGUCAUCACAUAAGUCUCAUGCAUCACAGACGCAUGCCACAGACACUGAUCGAAGUACUCAUGAACUGUGCUUGCAAACUCCUCCAAGCAAUCUUUUAGCUGCUAGCUCUACGUAUGUGGGAUUGGAGCGUAGUGAAGACUUAACAACAUUAGUAGGAAGAGACGCAAUUCAUUUGUCAUCAUAUGAGCCUCAGGCAUCACAAUUUUAUUCACGUUAUACUUCAAUUGAUAAAGAUUUUGCAUCCUUCUUCAAAGGUCUUUCCCAGUCUGAAAAAAUACUUUUUAUUCAAUUGAUCACUCCUGUGCUACCGUUGCUCCAGUUUGAAUACGCCGUUUCAGAGACAUAUUGCUCUUUGUUGUCAGAGAAUUGGAGAAUAUUGUGUCUUGUGUUUCCAAAGCAGCCCCCUAUAUUAAAAAAAUUGAUAGAGUCCUACCUUGAGACUGUUCGAUCAUCCAUUCGUCAUCGUCAGUUGGUAGAAGAGCUUAAUACUUUGCGCGAAGCACGUAAAGACUUGGAUCAUAAGAUAGAAAGUUUGGCAGAGCAUAUUAGAGAUCGGGAUCCUCCACCAAGUACUUGGACUCAUGUUCCUUUAUGAUUUAGGG
Molecule: messenger RNA, 2923 nt
Organism: Cannabis sativa
Lineage: Eukaryota; Viridiplantae; Streptophyta; Magnoliopsida; Rosales; Cannabaceae
Exons: 2
Coding region: 50-1687 (545 amino acids)
Biological process (GO): meristem development; meristem maintenance
Source: RefSeq, a predicted model, not a curated record